GCUUUACCAAAUUCGCGUGGGUCUCCGCGUGUCACCCAAGGUGCCGGUUCACAUCGAGGCGUCAGUGUCCAGCAGUAAUGGGGCAGCGAGAACCGGCCGGCCCGCCGCCAAUGCCUCGCUCAUCGGUGGCCUUGCGGCUUCCAGGGCCUUCCAGAUAAUGUACAGGAACGAGGAGGUCACGCUAAGAGACAUCGUACAUUUUAGAGCUCAUUUGCUAGUUGACAGUCGAAACUUGAAAGAAUCGUUAGAGCGAGCAGAAUGGAGUCUUGGGGUGGAGUUGUGGUGCAGCGAGGGCGCGCAGUCGAGCACCCUGGCACCUGUCUCCUGCCGAGUGCUGAAGCUGCACUUCCAACCAUCCCAGGGUCUGCAUUACCACCUGCCCGUGCUCUUCGAUUACUUCCACCUGUCGGCUGUCUCCAUAACAAUACAUGCCAGUCUAGUUGCUUUGCAUCAACCGUACAUCAAGUAA
Molecule: messenger RNA, 469 nt
Organism: Manduca sexta (tobacco hornworm)
Lineage: Eukaryota; Metazoa; Arthropoda; Insecta; Lepidoptera; Sphingidae
Source: RefSeq, a predicted model, not a curated record